CAGCCAUCUUGGACCCUGUGGAGGCCUGCUGGGAACAGGACUUCUAAAACGACAAAUAUGUCUGGAAGGCUGUGGUCCAAGGCCAUUCUUGCUGGCUAUAAACGGGGUCUACGGAACCAAAGGGAACACACUGCUCUCCUGAAAAUUGAAGGUAUAUAUGCUCGAGAUGAAACUGAAUUCUAUCUAGGCAAGAGAUGUGCUUAUGUGUACAAAGCAAAGAACAACACAGUAACUCCUGGGGGGAAACCUAACAGAACCAGAGUAAUCUGGGGAAAGAUAACUCAAGCUCAUGGAAACAGCGGCAUGGCUCGUGCCAAAUUCCGAAGCAACCUUCCUAAGGCCGUUGGACACAGAAUCCGUGUGAUGCUGUACCCCUUGAGGAUUUAA
Molecule: messenger RNA, 387 nt
Organism: Cervus elaphus (red deer)
Lineage: Eukaryota; Metazoa; Chordata; Mammalia; Artiodactyla; Cervidae
Product: 60S ribosomal protein L35a-like
Exons: 1
Coding region: 58-387 (109 amino acids)
Biological process (GO): ribosomal large subunit biogenesis; cytoplasmic translation
Cellular component (GO): ribosome; cytosolic large ribosomal subunit
Molecular function (GO): structural constituent of ribosome
Source: RefSeq, a predicted model, not a curated record